Schistocerca serialis cubense is the source of this 1405-nucleotide messenger RNA. Its product is annotated as beta-1,4-glucuronyltransferase 1-like. The record is from RefSeq and is a predicted model, not a curated record. The coding region runs from base 41 to 1405 and encodes 454 amino acids. The transcript has 4 exons. Lineage: Eukaryota; Metazoa; Arthropoda; Insecta; Orthoptera; Acrididae. Gene Ontology annotation, molecular function: glucuronosyltransferase activity.
UCAAUACCAAAACAGUCAUUAGUGAAACAACACUGCUCUGAUGGUGAAGAAAUUAUUUCUUUUUACAGCAUUUUUGGUCCUAAGUAGUGUGUUGCUAUGGUCACAGUUAUUUGUGAAGCAAGACUCAUUCGUGCUUGACCAGAAGAAUGUUAUUACAGAGGUGACUGCCUGCAAUAAUACAAAGGAAGAAAAUGAUAGUGGUCAGAAGGAUGAAUAUUACACAUUUAUUUUUACUCCGUGGCUAGGACAGAGAGAUGCCUCGCAAAAAUACCAAGUUCAUACAUUUGCUAUGAUAGCAAGUAAUUGGCAAAAUAUGACAGGACAACCUCUCUGCCUUGCAACACACACAUCCGUGGAACAUUUACAUUGGCUUGCUGAUGUAGCUACCCACUGGUGUGGUCCCAUAUCUGUGAGCAUAUUUGCCCCUGACUUAGAUUACCAGAUAGCAGAAGCAUACAUUUCCUAUUUAAGACAAUGUUUCUCAGAUAUUACCAGCCAGGUCAGCCUCCACAUCAUAUAUCCAAUAGAUUUUCCACCUAUUAAUUCAUCAGAUUUUAAUGAAGGGCUUAGAAAACUUAUUCCAAAAACUUGCAGUUUUAAUCAUCAGCAAGUACUUGACAAAAUGCUACAGAAGCGACCUCAGAAUAUGUUUUUAUGGCGUGAAAAGCUGCCAUACCCUCAAAAUAUAUUGCGAAAUAUUGCUAGAAAAACUUGUCAAAACCAGUAUUUUGUGUGCCCUGAUAUAGAUAUGAUACCAACAUCAAAAGUUGUAUGUGAUAAACUGAACAAGUUUCUUGAAAAUCCAAAACAAAAAAGUUGUCUCAAAUGUGCCUAUGUAAUUCCUGUAUAUGAGAUAUCUUCAAAUGUUACAAGAAUUCCCUAUAACAAAACAGAAUUGACUAAGAUGGUAAAACAAAGAAAUGCAAGAGUCUUCCACUCAAAUGUCUUCUGGCGAAACCAAUGGUUAUCGAAUUUAUCUUACUGGGAAAAUCAAAAGGAAAGUUCAAAAAUGUCAGUAUCAUAUGAUGCUGGUAAAUAUUCCUUUUGGUAUGAACCUAUUUAUGUUGCACAAACAUCAGCACCUCUCUAUGAUGAAAGAUUUAUAGGUUAUGGCCUUACAAGAAAUACACAGAUUUAUGAAAUGUAUUUAGAUGGAUGGAGUUUUAAGAUUGUAAAUAACAUCUUUUUAGUACAUUGGGGAUUCCAAAAUCGGAGCAGUCAGAGUGCAUUGAGAAAGAAACAAGCAUUCGAUAAUUUUGCUGUUUUCAAGGACUUCCUUAGAGAAAAGUCAGUGAAAUAUGACAAGGAUCCAUUGAACCUGUUGCAGAUGUAUGAGAAAAUGAAUGUAAGAAUAAAACUACAAAAUCUGAAUGUAACAGAAUCUGAAAAUUUUAUUCUUACUUAA